Pelodiscus sinensis (Chinese soft-shelled turtle) is the source of this 3388-nucleotide messenger RNA. It is a transcript of the gene ARHGAP18, whose product is annotated as Rho GTPase activating protein 18. Gene Ontology annotation, biological process: signal transduction; regulation of actin filament polymerization; regulation of small GTPase mediated signal transduction. The record is from RefSeq and is a predicted model, not a curated record. Gene Ontology annotation, cellular component: cytoplasm. NCBI's taxonomy places the organism in Eukaryota, Metazoa, Chordata, Testudines, Trionychidae. Gene Ontology annotation, molecular function: GTPase activator activity.
CUCCUUCCUCCUUUGUGGUGCAAACGCUGAUCUUCAGAGGAGGAGCUGUGGGUGCUUAUGAGCUGAGUUGCCAAGCGAGGCGCUGGCAGGAACUUCUUUGCCAUAGUAUCUGGGCAAAUUAUGCUGCGAUUCGCACCAUGAACUGGCUGUCUGCUUCCCCGGGCGUCGUUUUAACAGCAUACCACCCCAGCAGCAACAAUGCGGUGGCCGGGAGUAAUGCUAAAGAGAGCGAAGAAACGCCCCUGUCAAGUCGCAGAUCUGGCCAGUAUACAAUGAACCAUGAAAACGCUAAGAAGUCCACAGAAAGGUCACAGUUUGACCACUCAGGUUCCCAGGAUUCCUUGGAUGAGUUGUCAAUGGAUGACUAUUGGAAAGAACUUGAAAACAUCCAUGAAACCAGUGAAAAUAAUCGUAGAGAGCAAGAAGUGGUGGUGAAAGAACCUGAUGAGGGAGAACUGGAAGAAGAGUGGCUAAAAGAAGCUGGGCUGUCAAACCUUUUUGAUGAGAGUGCUGGAGACUCCCUCGACAGCAUGGUGUUUCUAUCCACAUUGACACGAACUCAGACAGCAGCAGUACGAAAACGAGUGGAAACUGUCUCUCAGACCCUGAGGAAAAAAAACAAGCCGUACCAGGUUCCUGACGUCAGAGAUAUCUUCAGGCAACAAAGUGAUUCAAAGGAAAAAGUCUCUGGUGAGAGUGAGCCCUCAUCUGUGAAAGCAAGAGAGAAAAAUGAAGCUCAAGAUGAAGUGAAAGACGAUCCAGAGUUCAGCCAUGGCAUCAGUGAAAAGACCAGCCUGCUUGAGGAUAUGCCAGUUUCUGAAACUGAUCUCAAUUUAGAGAUUUCAUUUGCAGAGCAGGCAGCCAAUCUCAAAGAUGGCUCAAUCGGCGAAAUGUGCAAAGGCAAAGAGGAUGAUACACAACUUCCUAAUUUCAGAUUGCCAAAGGACAAAACGGGUACCACAAAGAUCGGUGACCUGGCCCCACAGGACAUGAAGAAAGUCUAUUCUUUAGCACUUAUUGAGCUAACUGCGCUGUACGACUUACUCGGGACAGAAUUCAAGCAGCAAAAAGCCAUAAAAGUCAAAAUGAAAGACUCUGGUCUUUUUGGUGUCCCACUGUCAGUUUUGCUGGAACAGGAUCAGAAGAAAGUACCAGGCACCAGGAUACCACUGAUCUUUCACAAACUGAUUUCUGAAAUAGAAGAGGCAAAAUUGGAUACAGAAGGACUUCUUCGAAUACCAGGAGUAGCAGCAAGAGUAAAGGGUCUUUGCCAAGAGCUGGAAGCAAAGUUUUAUGAAGGGACUUUCAACUGGGAAAGUGUAAAGCAACAUGAUGCAGCAAGUCUUUUAAAACUCUUCAUCCGAGAACUUCCUCAGCCACUGCUCACUGUGGAAUAUCUUAAAGCUUUCCAGGAUGUGCAGAAUCUUCCCACCAAGAAGCAUCAACUGCAAGCACUGAAUCUUUUGGUAUUACUCCUACCUGAAACAAACAGAGACACUUUGAAGAUUCUGCUUGAGUUCCUCCAACGGGUAAUUGAUCAUCGAGAUAAAAAUAAAAUGACACUAAAUAAUGUUGCAAUGGUGAUGGCCCCAAACCUCUUCACAUUUCAUGGGUUUGGCUCAAAGACUAUUGAACAAAGCGAGUUUGCUAUGGCUGCUGGAACAGCAAACGUCAUGCGCUUCAUGAUUAAAUACCAAAAACUUCUUUGGACAAUUCCUAAAUUUAUAGUCAACCAAGUGAGAAAGCAAAACACUGCAUGUCAGAAAAAGGAGAAAAAAGACAAAGCUAUGAAGAAACUGCUGAAAAAGAUGGCUUAUGACAAGGAGAAAUAUGAAAAGCAAGACAAGAGCCCCAAUGAUGCUGAUGUUCCUCAGGGAGUGAUACGGGUGCAAGCGCCUCAUCUUUCGAAAGUUUCCAUGGCAAUACAGCUGACGGAAGAACUAAAAGCCAGUGAUAUAGUAGCCAGGUUUCUCAGCCAGCAGAGUGGAGUUGCCCAAGCUCUCAAGAAAGAAGAGGUAUUUUUAUAUGAAAUUGGAGGAAAUAUUGGAGAACGCUGCCUUGACAAUGAUACCUACAUGAAAGAUCUAUACCAGCUCAACCCGAAUGCUGAGUGGGUUAUAAAGUUCAAGAAUAAUUAAACUCAUAACAAAUUACAAAAGAAAAAAGAUCUGUGAACGGGACUUCAUAAUACUGUGGACUGGAUAAAAGAACAGGAUGUGGUUUUAUCAUUUGCACGCAUUGUACUAUGAAAGGAGUAUUGUCAAGCUGACUGAAACACCUACAAGUGGUCUCCACUAACCUGGCAACAUUUACCACAGUCACAGCUCAGCAAUAUCUGAGAUACUAGCUUUCCCUGCCACACAUACUUAGACUAAGGACUCAUUGCGUGAUAACUGAAGCUAAAUGUUCACUGUUCAGUGACAACCAUUAUAUCUUGCAAAUAGUCCCAUAUGGCAGGACUUAUGUUCAUAUCUUUAAUCUUUUUGCACUAGAGAGAUCUAUAUUUUCUUUUUAUAUGUGUUUUUAUAGCACCAAGUAUGGUGGGGAACCCAGUCUGGACUGGGCUUCUGAGUGCUACAGUAAUAAAAAUAUUAAAUAGGAAUAUUUAAUUCCAGAGAUAUAGUUUCCUCCGUCACUGUGAGAUUCAAAGGGGACAAACCAUAAUGUACUAUAUCUUGUCUCUGCCUUAGUAAGUGUGUCCCCAUUUUUCCUUUUAGGGUACAUUUUGAUGAAAGUUGGGGGGGUGAUUUUUUUUUUAUGAAAACAUCUAUUUCUCCCCAGCGCUCCUUGUAGGCAAACUAAGUUGCACACCCUUUAAUAUUAUUGGUCUGGUGGUUGAAUUUUUAAAUGGGAGCACAUACCAAGGUGAGUCCAUUUGAAAGAAUGCAGUCCUUAGUAAUGCUGGAAUGUUAGCAUGUAACAGCAUCAAGUUAUUUUACUAGUGCCAUACUGGGACACUGCAUAAACUGUGGAUUUUCUUAGAUCAUCUCACAGAGUUCAAAACAGUUUGCAAACUGCCAAAGGCUGCCAAUAACUUAUGAAUUCAGAACACAAACAUUCACAAUAAAUAAAACAACUGUGGCAAGUAACUGGAGUCUGAAAUUCAGAUUUAGCAAACUAUGAAAAAAAAUCCCAAUGCACUUCUGAGAGCAUGUCUUCACUGCUGAGGCAACCCAGGCUCUUACUUCUUGCCACUAAACCAACUCCUGACCACACACAUAACCCUCUUAUCCAACUGAAUUGGUGCUUUAUAAGGCUAUGUCUACGCACAGCAGUAUUGUUUUGGAAUAACUGACUUUAUUCUGAAAUAACAAAGAUCACGUCUACUCUACAGGCCUUUAUUUCAAAAUAAUGGUGAGCUCGGGGACUUCUUACUCCGACUCCUGGU